This is a messenger RNA of Saccharomyces kudriavzevii IFO 1802, 2676 nucleotides long. It is a transcript of the gene HUL4, whose product is annotated as putative E3 ubiquitin-protein ligase HUL4. Lineage: Eukaryota; Fungi; Ascomycota; Saccharomycetes; Saccharomycetales; Saccharomycetaceae. The transcript has a single exon. Gene Ontology annotation, molecular function: ubiquitin-protein transferase activity. The coding region runs from base 1 to 2676 and encodes 891 amino acids. Gene Ontology annotation, biological process: positive regulation of protein catabolic process; proteasome-mediated ubiquitin-dependent protein catabolic process; protein polyubiquitination. The record is from RefSeq and is a predicted model, not a curated record.
AUGGUUUCUUUUUUUGGCAAACACAAUGGAAAAAGAGACGGUGGAGGUGAAACAAUAUCCAAAGAACUGUUGUCACAUUCUGUAGCUCAUAUGAGGAAUACGACAUCCAGAUUGGGAAGACCCACGUCAGAGCGGUCUUUAGCCGCUAAAGUAAAGGACGGGGAGUGUCUAAGCGGCAAGGACAAGAAACGAAUUUCUUCAGCGUGUUUAGCGGUAGAAGAAGAAUCGGAUUCUUCAAAUACACUCAAUUGUCUUUGCUGUGGAGUCUCGCUACGUUUUCCAAUCUCCAUAAAAAAAUUCCGAUGCAGUGCAUGCCAAGUAACUGUUACUAUAAAGGAUCUCGCAGUUGAAAGCGAUCCGAAAUCCGGUGCGCAUAUUUCGUGCAAUCUAGAGGAUUUGGAGAGGGUGGUAAGAAGGUGCCACAAUGAUUUACAGCGGUUGAAGAAGACUGGGAUAUUGGAUAAAGAUAGGAAACUGUUGAUUUUCCAGCCGGUAAUAACAUGUUUGCUGGACUGGUUUCAUGAUGUUAACGUCUUAAAUAGGUCGUUUCUGAUUCAUGACGCAAAAAGAAGCGUAAAGAUGCUGGACUAUGAAGCUUUACAAAAAUUCUACGGUAUACUAGCGACACUGCCCACAAGGAAACCAUACUAUAGCAUGUUGUGUUGUUGUAAUGAUCUUUUAAAAAGAGUGACCGUUGAUAAGGAAACACGUUUGCACAUCUCGCAGUAUCGGUGGCUACUGAUUAUAUUAAAUAUACCCACAAUACGAAGCUGCCUGAUUAGGGAUCGGAAAAACAAAAACAUGUUUGAAACUCCACAAAUAAGGGCUGUGUCGUAUGAGUUGGUUAAACGAUGUAUUGGGUACUUAUCUAAUCUAUCGGCGAGCACUUCUCAACAAUUGAUUCAGUCGCUACGAAGGAUGCCUACGGGCGACUUUUUAUAUCUGGUGGAGGUUUUGAACUUAUACAUCAACUUUCAAUUUUCCAGACUACUUUUUAAUGAAGUAUCGAAUGGAAAUACGAAUAAUACAAAACCUGAAGAUGAGAUGAGAUCUCGUCUCCGUCGUCACCACACCACUGGUCAUGAAUUCCUGAGCACCAGACCCAUAAGCGCAAUCCUGGAAGAAAAGAAUGGCUCCGAUUAUACGAAUCCCACCAACGCUAAGGCAAAAUUCAAAUUUUUUCAAUAUGAAGACGAUUGGCACAUUAAAUCUGCGGCAAAAUUAAUGUUCGCCUACUAUACAGCCAAUACAAGAAGAAACGGCCAGAGAGCCUUAUCAAUUCAAAGUUUUUACAACAUAACCUUGGACUUCAUUGAUUACAAACAGGAUUUCGAUCACUGGCGAGGAGUAGCUCAAAAGACAAGGAUGAAUCAACUGAUCGAAGAGUGGGGAAACUCGAGGAUAAAAAAAAAAUUUUCAUUCUGUAAAUAUCCAUUUAUAUUGUCACUCGGUAUUAAAAUUUCUAUUAUGGAAUAUGAAAUACGUAGAAUCAUGGAACAUGAAGCUGAGCAGGCCUUUCUAACUUCAUUGGAUAAAGGCAAGUCAGUAGACGUUUACUUCAAAAUCAGAGUGCGGCGUGAAGUUAUUUCUCAUGAUUCUUUAAGAUGCAUCAAGGAGCAUCAAGGCGAUUUACUAAAAUCGUUAAGGGUGGAAUUUGUUAACGAACCUGGUAUCGAUGCAGGCGGGUUAAGAAAAGAAUGGUUCUUCCUAUUGACAAAAUCAUUGUUCAACCCAAUGAAUGGUUUAUUCGUCUACAUCAAAGAAAGCUCAUGCUCAUGGUUCGCAAUAAAUCCUCCAAAUUUUGACAAAUCGAAAAAAAAUAACUGCCAACUAGAACUAUAUUACCUUUUCGGGGUCGUGAUGGCAUUAGCCAUUUUCAACAGCACCAUAUUAGAUUUACAAUUCCCCAAGGCAUUUUAUAAAAAAUUAUGUUCAGAACCUUUAAGUUUUGAAGAUUAUUCAGAGUUGUUUCCGGAGACAAGUGGAAACCUGAUCAAGAUGCUUAAUUACACAAAGAAUGAUUUCGAAGACGUCUUUUCCUUAACUUUCGAAACCACCUAUAGGAAUAAUAACUGGAUCUUAGAUGAUAAUAAAUCUAGCAGAGAAUAUGUAACGGUGGAAUUAUGUGAAAAUGGUAAGAACGUUUCGAUAACUCAAAACAAUAAGCACGAGUUUGUCACUAAGUGGGUGGAGUUUUAUUUAGAGAAAUCUAUUGAGCCGCAAUUCAAUAAAUUCAUAUUAGGUUUCAAAAGAGUCUUCGCAGAAUGCAGUUCCAUAAAGUUGUUCAAUUUCGAAGAGUUGGAAAGGCUGGUCUGUGGGGAUGAAGAGCAAACUAAAUUUGAUUUCAAAUCAUUAAGGUCUGUGACAAAGUAUGUGGGUGGGUUUUCUGAUAACUCUAAGGUUGUUCACUGGUUUUGGGAGAUCAUCGAAAAUUGGGAUUACCCAUUACAGAAAAAAUUAUUACAGUUCAUAACGGCAUCUGAUCGUAUACCUGCAACAGGUAUCUCUACCAUCCCGUUCAAAAUCAGUCAGCUCGGUUCACAUGACAGUAAUGAUUUGCCGUUGGCUCACACAUGCUUCAAUGAAGUGUGUCUGUGGGGCUAUUCAUCAAAAAAAAAAUUGGAACAAAAGUUACUUUGGGCAAUUAAUGAGUCGGAAGGUUAUGGAUUCCGGUAG